GUUGAGUAGUGUAAUGUGAUGGGAGUUAACUCACUCUCCUACUCUCACGCUAUUGCUGUAGUAAAAACCAGGAAGUAGCUGUGUGCGUGAUCGCGGAAGUGUCUCCGUUAUUUUUCCUGCAACUUGAAAACUGUUUCAAGAUAUUCUAAGUGAAAAGGCCUAGGACAUAACACAAUUCACAUUAUGUCUAUGUGGCGUUCCCAGACAGUUAGCGCAAGUAAUGUUCAAGCUGAUGAUGCUGAUGAUGAUUGGGAAACUGAUCCAGAUUUUGUGAAUGACAUAAGUGAAGAAGAACAGCGAUGGGGAGCCAAGACGGUAGAAGGGUCAGGCCGCCAAGGUGCUGUAAACAUUAAAAAGCUUCGGGAGGAAGUCCAAGUUGAUGAUAGCAAAUUCAAAAAGUCUCAGUUUGAGGCUGGACCAAAGGCAUCAUAUGGGUAUGGAGGUCAGUUUGGAGUUCAGAAAGACAGGAUGGAUAAGAGUGCUGUUGGUCAUGAGCACAUGGAAAAACUUCAACAACAUGCGUCACAGAAAGAUUAUGCGAAGGGGUUCGGGGGUAAAUAUGGUGUCCAGACAGAUCGUAAAGAUAAGUCUGCUGUUGGUUUUGAAUAUGAAGGAAAAGUUGAUAAACACGCCUCACAGAAAGAUUAUUCUACUGGUUUUGGUGGAAAGUAUGGUGUACAGACUGAUAGAGUUGAUAAGUCUGCUGUUGGUUUUGAAUAUCAAGAAAAACUUGCUAAACAUGAUUCUCAGAAAGAUUAUGCAACAGGAUUUGGUGGAAAAUAUGGUGUUCAAAAAGACAGGGUUGAUAAGUCAGCACUUGGGUUUGAUCACCAGGAGAAACUCUCCAAACAUGAAUCACAAAAAGAUUACGCCACUGGAUUUGGAGGCAAAUAUGGUGUGCAAAAGGAUAGGUUUGAUAAGUCUGCUCUAGGGUUUGAUCAUCAAGAAAAACUUUCUAAACAUGACUCUCAAAAAGGUAUGACUUCUAAUUUGAAAUCGCAAGUUGAUAUGAAGAAAGGAUUCGGUGGGAAAUUUGGGGUUGACAAGGGCAACCAGGAUUCUAGCGCAGGGUCUUUUGAUGAUAUGGCAGGUCCCAAGCCUUCAUACCAAAGAACAAGGACAGAUCCAAAAUCAAGUGGUGCUGGAAACUUGCGUGCACGAUUUGAGAACAUGGCCAAAGCAGAAGAAGAGGAGGGGAAAAAACGGGCUGAGGAAGAGAGGGCAAGAAGACAGGCUAGAGAAGAGAAGGAAAGACAAGAAUCUAAGAAAGUGGAAGAGAUGCGACAGAGAGAACUAAUUGCACAAAGGAAAGCAGAGGAAGCCGAUACACAUCAGGAACCAGAACCAGAACCAGAACCAGAGGAACGAUAUGAACCAGAAGAACGAUAUGAACCAGAAGAACGAUAUGAACCAGAGGAAAAGUAUGAACCGGAGGAACCAGAACCAGAGGAACCAGAAAGACCACCACCACUUCCAAGAAGAGAACCUGAGGAAGAAGUGAGCUAUGGCAAUGUUGACCAAGAUCAGCCAUCUGAAGACCUCUAUGAAGAGACACCUGAUAUGCAGGCAACAAAUGAGGCAGAACCACAGGGAACAUAUGAAGAUGUUCCAGCCCCACAACCAGAAGAGGAGGAUCCAUAUGAUGAUUUAAAUCCUUCAGGUGGUGUGGCUGAUGCUUUGUAUGAUUACCAAGCAGCGGAUGAUGAUGAGAUAUCUUUUGAUCCUGGUGAUGUUAUUACAAAUAUAGAACAGGUUGAUGAAGGCUGGUGGAGAGGAGAGUGCCAUGGAAAAACUGGCCUAUUUCCUGCAAAUUAUGUAGAAAUGAGGCAGUGAUUUUUGAUGUAGGAACACCUAUGUAACCUGUUCAUGGACUGUACUGCCCUCUAUGCCAAACCAUGAUGAUUCUAUGAACUUUAACCCUAUGAAGCAUAUUUGUAAAGAUUUAUGGAUUUUUAUUAUAUGAUUACAAAUGUUUUAAAUGAGUACAAAGCUAUUAAGUAAACAUAUUAUUUUAUUGAAUUCUCAAUCUUUUGCUUAAUAUUGCAAAGAAAAAAAUACCUUAGCAAAUUACAAUUAUAAAUCACUUAUUAUAUUUAUAUCCUGAAUGUUAUAUGAAUUUUGUGAGUUUUUGCAUAUAUAAAUAUAUAUAUAUAUAUAUAUAUAUAUAUAUAUGUCUAUAUAUGUGUGUAUAUAUAUGUAGAGUAUACUACAUACAUAUAUACACACAUGUGUGCAUAUAUAAAUGUGAUAACCAUAUGUUCCUUUCAUUAAAAAUGUGAUAAACACAUGUAACAUAAAAAUCAAUAAGCAGCAUUUACCAAUGGAUGGCAGCAAUUUGUGUUUAUUAUUAAAAUUAAAUUUACAGUUUUUAAACUUUAUACUAAAUUUAAUUAUAAAUUUUGAUCACCUUUUUUCAGAGACCCAGUAUUAUCAUGUCAUGUAUAUGUCCUUUGUGAAAGAAAUUUGGGAAAUAUUUUUUUCCAUAAGUAGUUUCCAAAAGGAAUUGCAUAUACAUGAAAAUACCGUAAAUCUUCUAAUAGAAACCAAAUACUCUGUUAAUAACCCAUGCUCUAAUAGAAACCCACCUUAAAAGUUUAUUUAUAAUAAUCUUAAUUGUGUAGUUUAUUUUUAUGAGUUGUCGAUGCAAGAAGCAUGACUGGUUUUUUAUUUUUUCUAAUACCUAAUUAUGCUUAAUAAUAGUGAACCAAUAUUCUAUUAGUAACUCAUGAUCUAGUUGUAACCCACCCUCAAAAACAAAGGAAUGGAGACCAAAGGUGUCUAUUGGAAUAUUUACGGUAUGUGCAGAGCCAGUAAUAGACCUACUAAUGUAUUUCUCAUUUGCAUAACAUUGAUGAUUACAUUAGCAUGCUUUGUAUUACAAUAUAUCUUGUAACUAAAUGUGUCUUUAGAAUUCCAUUUUAAUGAAUGGUGAAUGACCUCUAUAUUUAUCAUCAUCUGUAGUUGAAUAAAAUAGAGUUGUAUUUGUGUAGGCAAGUUAAUUUGUAAUUAAUAGUUAAGAUAGAUUUACAUCACUCACAAAUAUGUAAUCAUAAUCUAUUUUUGCAAUGGUUUGAUUAUGAGAAAAAAUCUUCCCUUGCUAUUAUUGUCCAUGUUUAUAUUAAAAAUGUAUAUAAUAUAUAUAUUUUGGACAUCACUAAAUUUCUUCUUUACGCCUGUUAAGUAGGGAAUCUGGCAUUCUUUUAUAUAAGAUAAGCAAUUUUCUAUCAUUGAAUUUUUUCUCAAUAAAUCUUAAGAUUUGGAAAAAGCAAUGCUA
This is a messenger RNA of Anneissia japonica, 3274 nucleotides long. Its product is annotated as src substrate cortactin-like. The record is from RefSeq and is a predicted model, not a curated record. Gene Ontology annotation, molecular function: actin filament binding. Gene Ontology annotation, biological process: regulation of actin filament polymerization. Lineage: Eukaryota; Metazoa; Echinodermata; Crinoidea; Comatulida; Comatulidae. Gene Ontology annotation, cellular component: cortical actin cytoskeleton; actin filament; plasma membrane.